ACGCGCUGUAAAAUAAUCACUUUUGAAAAUUUUCUUAUUUCUCAGCUUGAGUUCUUUCUAUAAUUUUUCUUUACGCACUCCAGUUCUAAUUUUAUGUGCGCCAGUUUUUAUUAUAUGACGUCAUUAAAUAGUAACAGUCGUUCAAUUAUGGCUUUUCAUCUGUUGCACUGGGCUUCUAAGGGCAAUGUUAAGAAAAUUGAAAAGUUGGUUGAUUAUGGAGUCCAUAUUAAUGCGUCAAACAUAAAGAAUGAAACUGCAUUGUUUAUUUCUUCAAUGAAUGGUCACGCCAAAUGUGUAGAAUAUUUACUAAACAAGGGAGCAGAUCCAAACUUAUCAUCAUCAAUAGGAAUGACUCCUCUACAUGUUGCUAUUCAACAAGAUCAUGUAAAAUGUGUGGCUCUUCUACUUCAAUAUGGAUCUGAUCUUCAUAACACGUUUGCUGAGUAUCCUACCGUAGUUGCAUUUGCACGUUAUCAUGGUAAUCACGAAAUUUUGCGUCUUCUUCAUUCCUUUAUGGUCGAUCGUGGUUUUGGUCAUCAUCAACCUGCGCAGAACUACAACUCCAUAGUUAUGAACUCUUGUGCGUCGGCAUCUUGUGUUAGGUUGACAAAUGAGAAUAUUGACAAUUCUUUCUGGGGAAUCCCUUUAAUUGAAUUAGAUGACAUAAAGAAGCCCGAACACAAGCAUUCAUUCAAAGGUCCUUUUUUUAACUUCAUCGAUGGCAUGUGGCGAGGAAGUCUUGUCACAGUCAAACAUGCACCAAAAUUCAACCAAGAUUCGUUCUAUCAUUAUAGACUACGGAAGGAAAUAAAUUUAUUGAGGCAAUUGCGUCAUUUCCGGUUCCCAGUUGCAAUGGCAAUCUGUUUGAAUCCGUUCUGUUUGAUCAUGGAGAGGUUUUAUUUCUCUACGUUAUUCUUUUAUGUCCGUCAAUCGAACAUGGAUAUGGAAAAGGAUUUGGAGUGUCAUCUCAUGAGGAUUAUAAGGAUAAUGAUGGAUAUUGCUCAAGCACUGUCCCAUCUUCAUCGGCGCAAUUGGAUCCAUUGUCAUGUGACAUCACACAGCAUUUUUGUAUGUGAUGGUCCUCGUGCUAAACUGGGAAGCCUAGAGUUCUGUGAAAGAUCAGGAGCCUCAGUCAAGUUUAUGGAAUGUUUUCAAGAUGAACUGCCUUGGUUAGCACCAGAACUACUGGCUGUUGGUAAAGCAAGUUUUCCUGAUGAUAUUUAUAGCUUUGCAGCAACGCUGUGGGAAUGUUUGACUCGAACAACACCUUGGUCUUGGUGUUCAGAAGAUCAAAUACCUUACUCAAGACUUUUACCUAUUUUACUUUGCUGGCCUAGCCUUAUUAAACACCUCGUUAGUCAGUGUUUAGAUGAAAUGCACAAGAGGCCAACCGCUGACAUUCUGUGUCGUAAGCUGGGAGAGUUCAUGAGAUUGGGUAUUUGGUUAGAUCGUCAUCAACUGGACGACAUGUUUCAGCGAUGGCUUAUUGAACAUCGUAGAUGCACAAAAAAUCUAUUAAGAACUCCAAGGUCAUUAGACUCAUCCAAACGUGAUUUAAUGUUAGAACCAGUUGAUGAUACGAAAAGACGUCGUUCUUCGUUACCUGUGCCAAAAAAACCUCAUUCCAGACGGCGAUCAGCUGUUGUUGCUACUUUAGUCGAGGAAGCUCUCUCAACAGUUGCUCAUGUUGCUCGUCAGACUGCAGACGUAAAGGAAGCUGAUAUUUUUAAAUUUGGAUUUAAACUAGCGCGAGAGAUUGCUGAAUUACGUGCGUUUUGUGCUGUUGCCAUCAAGAAAAAGCGCAAAGCCUGGGCUAAAGUUGCAAUGGCAACAAGAGAUCUUGAAGAAGAUAUGUUUGAUAGUCUUGUGGGUUAUGAAGAAGUGACAUUUCGCCGAAAACAUGCACAUGCUGCUAAUCUAAAGAAACAUCAUCAGGAAAAAGAAGAAGAAAAAUUAAAAGAAUCGUUGCAUUACAAACGUUCAUUGAUCGAACGCCAUCAUCGUAAAAACUGGGCUUGUUAUACAAUGUUGCUGUGUGAAAUUUAUGGUAUUUUAAGACGACGAUGUACUAUAAAUGACGACGAAGAUUACGAGAAUGAAACUCUCACUCAGUCGGUUGCAAGAAUCAGUAACCAGUUGUCUAAUUUCAGCAAUAAUUUGAUGGAAAGUUCAGAGAAUGAUAUUGUUUCCAAAUCAAUUAACUCUUUGGACUUUGAGGAAUGUCGAUCCAAUGACAAACAUUCAUGGGAAAAUGAUGAUGAUGGUGGUGGUGGUGAUGAUAUUUAUAAUAAUCAAAGCUUGUGUCUUGACAUUAGAUCCAAUAAUUGUGUUGAUUUAUCGAAUAUGGAUAGAGAUAAAUCUGAUAUCGACGGUGAUAAAAGAUAUGAACAUGGAAAAAUGCUGAGGGAAGAAUUGUAAACAUGAAGGAAUCUUUUAUUUCCAGUGGUAGUAGACCUAUGAGAAGGAAGACGACGUCAAGGAGUCUUGAGGGAAGUCAAUAUUUUUUGAAAAAAACUCAAAAACAAAGCAAAGAAAUUAUGAGUAAUACGAGAAAAGGGAAAAGUAUAUUUCGUCGGAAACAAAAGAAAACCAAAUACAUGCAAUAUUCCGAUUAACGUUUUCGUCGAUUAAAAAAGAUUUUUGUAUUUCAAAAUGAACACAUACUAAAAGAUAAAUCGCUGCGAUAUAAAAAUGAUAAAGAAACUAUCGAGGUCUUUCAUAGUUGUUUCCUUCCUUAAAACGGAAAAGCCACAUUAAAAAAUAGACGAGAAAAAAAACAGGUCAAUAGGAAAGAACAAGGAACGUAAAGAGCGAUCAUCAUUAGGAAGAAGCUCUGCCUUUAGACGACCGUCUGGGAAAAAAAUUCUGCUUUCCCCUGAAAGAACCUUUUUCCUAAGUUUCAUCAAUUUAUUUCUUGUCUUCAUUAUAAACGGAAGUAAAUUUUUAGUUCUCGUUAAACCAGACGUGUGGUACCUGCUGAGAAACCUGCUGCCUGUGUGUAAGCACAACCAAAUACUGCUUUGUGUUAGUAAAUGAAAGUUUGGAAAUAGGAUCCAAUUAGACAAUUUUCAUUUUGACAUUAAAAACGAUGAGAGUGCGCAGUGCAUGCUGUCUUAGAAAUCAGGUGUACACAAUAUUUUAAGUAGUGAAUUAUACUAUUGCAUUUGUGGAAUUCUUUAUUUCACCCAUAAAGAUGUCAAACCUUUUUUUCCGGCAGCGCGACUCUUACGAACUUUAUUCAACUGAAAUACUGAACAAACGAGCUUCAGUUUGAGGUGAAGAUGUGAAUGGUAGAUCAGACUAACGUCAAAGUAUUAAAUUUUUUAUAAAUUGA
Messenger RNA from Xenia sp. Carnegie-2017, 3334 nucleotides. RefSeq lists its product as uncharacterized. The transcript is spliced from 11 exons. Gene Ontology annotation, biological process: mitotic sister chromatid separation; mitotic spindle assembly checkpoint signaling; attachment of spindle microtubules to kinetochore. Lineage: Eukaryota; Metazoa; Cnidaria; Anthozoa; Malacalcyonacea; Xeniidae. The record is from RefSeq and is a predicted model, not a curated record. Bases 94 to 2418 code for a protein of 774 amino acids. Gene Ontology annotation, molecular function: protein binding; ATP binding; protein kinase activity.